AUGCUCAGGCGCUACUGCUUCCACCGCCGACCACUCCACGUGUCCCGAACCGCCGUCCACUGGAAGCCCCGGGACGAGUACAAGCUGACCCGACCCGAAUUGCUCGACCGGAUCUCCCGCCUCCUCGUCCUCCAACGGUACGACGCCCUUAACAACCUCUCUUUUGAAUUCUCCGAUCAACUCCUCAACUCCGUUCUCCGCAACCUCAAGCUAAACCCUAACGCCUGCUUAGCGUUCUUCAAAUUGGCCUCGAAGCAACAAAAGUUCAGGCCUAAUCUCAAGUCUUACUGUAUAAUUGUUCAUAUUUUAUCUAGGGCUAGAUUGUAUGAUCAAACCAGAGCCUACUUGAAUGAAUUGGUUGCUCUCUGUAAGAGUAAUUAUCCGGUUUUCGUGGUGUGGAAUGAGCUUGUUAGGGUUUAUAGGGAGUUUAAUUUUUCGCCGACGGUUUUCGAUAUGAUUCUCAAGGUGUUUGCUGAGCAAGGGAUGAUAAAGUAUGCAUUACAUGUGUUUGAUAAUAUGGGGAAGUGCGGUAGGGUGCCGAGUUUGAGGUCUUGUAAUUCUUUGUUGAGUAAUUUAGUCAGGAAUGGGGAGAGUGAUACUGCAUUGCUUGUUUACGAGCAGGUAGUUAGGUUGGGGAUUGUGCCGGAUGUGUAUACUUGUUCGAUUAUGGUGAGAGCGUAUUGUAAGGAGGGGAGAGUGAGCAGGGCGGCGGAGUUUGUGAAGGAAAUGGAGAGGUCAGGGGUUGAGGUAAAUGUGGUGAGUUAUAAUAGCUUGAUUGAUGGGUAUGCCAGUCUGGGAGAUGUUGAAGGAGCGACAUCGGUGUUGAGGGUGAUGUCUGAAAGGGGAAUUAAGAGAAAUGUGGUGAGUUGUACGCUGUUGAUGAAGGCCUACUGCAGGCAAGGUAAAAUGGAGGAAGCGGAGGAGGUGCUUCGUGGUAUAAAGGAGGAGGAGCCUGUGGUUGUCGAUGAGUGUGCGUAUGGUGUGUUGGUAGAUGGGUAUUGUAAAGCUGGCAGAAUGGAUGAUGCUGGUAGGAUUCAAGAUGAGAUGUUGAGGAUAGGUUUAAAAAUGAAUACUAUCAUUUGCAACUCCUUGAUCAACGGGUAUUGUAAGCUUGGUCAAGUUCGGGAAGCAGAGGGAGUAUUGAAGCAUAUGAGAUCUUGGAACUUAAAGCCUGAUUCUUAUAGUUACAAUACCCUGAUGGAUGGUUAUUGUAGGAAGGGUCAGACAAGUGAAUCAUUGAAGGUUUUUGAUGAGAUGCCUCAGGGAGGAAUCCAUCACACUGUGGUAACUUAUAAUACCCUUCUCAAGGGUUUAUGUCAAGCGAAUGCUUUUGAUGGUGCUUUACACCUUUGGAAUUUAAUGUUGAAAAGAGGGUUGGCUCCUGAAGAGGUUAGCUACUGUUCUCUGCUUGAUGGGUUUUUCAAGAAGGAAGAUCUUGACAGUGCUAUAAAUCUGUGGAAAGUUAUUUUGACAAAGGGUUUUACAAAAAGCCGGUUUGCUUUCAAUACAAUGAUUAAUGGGUUAUGCAAGAUGGGGAAGUUGGUCGAAGCGGAGGAGAUCUUCAGCAAGAUGAAGGAGCUAGGAUAUUUACCUGAUGAGAUAACUUAUAGAACCCUGAGUGAUCAGUACUGCAAAGUUGGGAAUGUUGAAGAAGCUUUCAGAGUUAAAACUUUGAUGGAAGCGCAGGCAAUAUUUCCUUCAAUUGAAAUGUACAAUUCGCUCAUCAGUGGUGUUUUUAUGUCUAGGGAUAUAAGUAAAGUGAUGCAUCUUCUUACUGAAAUGCAGACAAGGGGACUAUCCCCUAACACUGUAACGUAUGGAGCUCUUAUCUCUGGUUGGUGCAAUGAAGGGAUGCUUGAUAAAGCUUUUAGUUUAUACUUUGAGAUGAUUGACAAAGGGUUUGACACCAAUUUGAUCAUUUGCAGCAAAUUUAUCAGUACUCUGUAUAGGCUUGGAAAGAUUGAUGAAGCAAGUAUUCUGUUGCAGAAGAUAAUAGAUUAUGAUUCUAUUCCAUUUCAAAAAGGCGAUAUUACACAUAGCGAAAUUCAAAAGUUUGCAGAUUCUCUUGAUGAAAGUGCUAAAAGUUUCUGUCUGCCUAACAAUGUCAUAUACAAUAUUGCUAUCUUUGGAAUCUGCAAAUCGGGAAAGGUUGGUGAUGCAAGAAAGUUUUUAUCGGCUUUGCUGCUUAAUGGCUUUUCUCCGGACAAUUUUACAUACUGUACACUGAUUCACGCCACUGCUGCUGCUGGUAAUGUGAACGAGGCUUUCAGCUUACGAGAUGAAAUGCUGAGAAGGAAUCUUGUUCCUAACAUUACCACAUAUAAUGCUCUUAUAAAUGGCUUGUGCAAAUCAGGAAAUUUGGAUCGAGCGCAGAGUCUCUUCCAUAAACUUUGCAAGAAGGGGUUAGCUCCUAAUGCUGUUACCUAUAAUAUAUUGAUCGAUGGAUACUGCAGAAUUGGCAAUACUGUUGAAGCUUUUAAGUUUAAAGACAAGAUGAUUCUAGAAGGGAUUGUUCCCUCUAUAAUCACUUAUUCUGCAUUGAUCAAUGGUCUUUAUAAGCAAGGAAAUAUGAAAGAAUCUGUGAAGCUUUUGAGCCAAAUGAUCAAGGCUGGAGUGCAACAAAACCUUGUCAAUUAUGUACUCCAGUUUAGUUGAUACAUUACAUGUGGGGUAUAGAUGUUCCAACUUCAGAAGCAUAUUAUUGAAUAUGCAUCUUAAUGCUUUCCAUGUGGAGUUCCGACACUGCAAUUUGGAAGCCUGUUUGUGUUUUCAUAUUAUUCCCCUGACCAAGUGGUCCAGACCAUGAUAAGGGUUGGCUCUGCAAGAGCUUUUGACAGUUUUAGCUGCAAAGUAGUGCAAGAGCAUUGGCAUGUGAGAUAUAGAUUGCCUCCACAUUUGCGACCUAGAGAUGAUAUCUUUUAGAAUAUUGUCAAGAAAAAAUGAGGACCUUCAAUUGGGUUGAAGAUAAACUACUUGGCAGAGGUAUACCAGAAGGUCUGAAUGUGGAGUCUCCUGCUCAGUAUGGAACUGCAACCUAUCCCAAGGAAAGAUGAACAAAGAGUGUUGAUCAUUUGGGUGCAAUACUGAGGUUAUGACAACAUUUCUGGCUAAGUUUGACAUCCAGAAUGUUUCCCGGUGUGAUACAACCUACUAAUUUGAAUACAAGG
This is a messenger RNA of Fragaria vesca subsp. vesca, 3167 nucleotides long. Its product is annotated as putative pentatricopeptide repeat-containing protein At1g19290-like. The transcript has 3 exons. The record is from RefSeq and is a predicted model, not a curated record. Gene Ontology annotation, molecular function: protein binding. Bases 1 to 2655 code for a protein of 884 amino acids. Lineage: Eukaryota; Viridiplantae; Streptophyta; Magnoliopsida; Rosales; Rosaceae.